AAUGGGGCAAUUCAAACAGAGCCAUGCACAUGCAAAUACACUCCAAUCAUUGCGUUUGUUAAAUGAGAUGGCAAAAUAGAGCGAUACCGAUUUCUAUUGAUUGUGACAAUGGCGCGUAAACAGAGACACACUGUCAGUUGAAAUCACAAUCAAGUUUUUGUGCAUCUUUAAAAAUGUGUGUUUAGUUGGGUAAUUUGUGUGAUAGUUUUCGGUCCCAACGUUAUCGAUUUGAAAUUUUCUCUAUAAAUUGCUUGAUAAAAUCGUAAGAAAAUUCAUUUUGUUGUGUGAUCAUUCGUUGAUGAAAAAAGUGCACCAAAAACCGAACUUAACCUGCAAAAAUUGUUUUAAAAAAUGGCACAAAUCAAUGGUGUCUUUUUAAAGUCUUUUUAUUUAAUAAUACUUGUAAUUGUUUUCAAAUAUAAUGAUUUGCGAUCAGCAUUCAACAGAAGCGAUUUUAGUUUAUUGAAUUUUGAGUACAUCAAAAAUGAUUUAUUCACCAAAGGCGAUUUUAGCGCAUUAAACGAUAGAGAAUGUGUCACGGAGUUGGAAACAGUUGCGAAUGCAUUGAUGAAUUCCGAAGAAUGGGCAUUGAAACUGUUGGAUGCAUGGGGAAAAUUUCCAUCGGGAUUAUUCAGUGGGAAUUUUCAUGACUUUGGCGAAUUUUCACAAUGUUUCAGUAUCAAGCGGAAUGGUGAACUGUAUAGAUCGCAGUAUUGUUUGGGGCAUUUAUCGUUUGACGUGGAAGGCUGGCUUCAACAAAAACCAAAUCAACACAUAAAACAAAUUCUGGGCGCUCCAGACUUGUUGGAAGUACGAAAUAUACGCGGUGCCGUGCCAAAAUUUGACGGUGGUCCAGGAUUUACAUUUGGAGUCUGUGUUCCGGCUGCUUGUUCUCUGAACAUGUUGGAGCCCAUCAUCAACAAAUUAAUCCAUGCCAAAACGAAAAAUGUGUCGAUCAGUUUUAACACAAACACUUGCCAGCUGGAAGAAAGCCCUUCUGAAUUGAGCACUUUGGACACGGCUGCAAUUGUUUUUCUGGGAAUAAUCUUCUGUUUGAUUGCGACGAGUACCAGUUACGAUAUCCUUUACACCAGCAAAAAUCGCGAAAAAUCUCGAGUACUCUUGGCAUUUUCUUUUUAUACGAAUGGACAAAAGCUACUUUCCUACAAAGAAUCCAAUUCGCCGAACAUGUUGAGCUGUUUGCAUGGGAUACGUGUUAUUACAACACUAUGGGUGGUUAUCGGUCAUACAUUUCUCAUGUUUAUAAUGCUCCCGAAUCAAAAUUUAAUUGCAAUUCCCACGUUCAUUACAAAAUAUCAUGCGAUGUUCAUUGCUUCGGCACCGGUUAGUGUUGAUACUUUCUUUGCAAUCAGUGGAAUCUUGGUGUCAAUCAACAUGCUGAAAUAUCUGGAGAAAAGUAAAGGAAAGAUGAAUAUUCUCCGGUUGUAUCUGCACCGAUAUCUGCGACUUACUCCGCUUUUGGCUGUAACCAUUCUACUUUCCAUGUCACUAGCGAGAUUCUCUGGAAGUGGCCCACUUUUUCCCUACAUGGUGGGAUUUUUCAGCGAACAGUGUGAACGAAAUUGGUGGGCGACAUUGCUUUAUAUUCAAAACUAUGUUUACCCUGACGAUAUGUGUCUUCUUCACACUUGGUACCUGUCUGUCGAUAUGCAACUAUUCUUCGUUGCGCCAUUCAUUGUUUACAUGAUAUACUUUUUCAAAUCCAGAGCAUUGUAUGUUCUUUCAAUGCUGGUCAUCGCUUGCGUUGGCGGAACGAUUGCAAUACAUGAAUAUUAUCAAUUUACGGCUUUAAUGAAGGAUGGAAAAUUGGGGUUAGCAUACAUUACAACGCACGUUCGAUUUUCAUCUUGGCUCAUUGGUGUCAUUGCCGGAUACUUCUUUGUUGAAGCUCGCAAAAAAUCAGUGCAAAUUCCAAAACUGGUCAACCUAUUGGCUUGGGCAAUAUCUUUGGUGUCGAUGUUGAUUGUGAUCCUUGCAAAUUAUCCACUCAUGCAACUUGAUUCUACGGCAUCCCCUCUACAGUUUGGAUUAUAUGAUGCGUUGAGUCGAGUUGUAUGGUCGAUUGCCAUAUGUUUCAUCAUUUUCGCCUGUGUGAACAAUCACGGAGGUGUUGUCAACAGAUUUUUGUCGCAUCCGUUAUUGCAGCCGAUCUCAAGACUCUCCUAUUCAAUCUAUUUGUUGCAUAUUGGAGUAAUCAUGGCUACUGCGUCAGCAUUAAACGUCCCACUGUACUUCAGUGUAUCAAAUGCGAUUAACGUUUCCAUUUCGGUUUACGUCAUCACUAUUUUUGUAUCGAUCAUAGCAUCUCUAGCAUUCGAGUCACCCAUUGUGAUAAUCGAGAAAUUCAUCUUCGGUUCAAUAAACAAGCCCGAUACCCACACGGAGAACGAACAACAAAAUCAGUCAGAAAUUCCAAAUGAACCAAAGGAUAAUGAUACAAACUCGAUUCUGAAUUCACCAACAAUUUCUGAUGACACCGAAGAAGUUUUAGCAGCAUUGAAUUUACCAUAUCGAGGCCUAAUCAUAAAAAUUCUCAAGAAAUUGAAACAAUCGGAGAUGUUAAAUACCGAACAAGGAGAUGCUUUUGGUUGCCAUGGUCCGAGCGAAGUGGUUAAAGAUACAUCGAAUUGCCGAGCCGAAUCAGAUACCGCAAAUGGGCAACAUGAAAAUCAACAAAAUCAGCCAGAAGUUCAGAAUGAACCAACGGAGAAUGAUACAAACUCGAUUCUAACUCCACCAACCAUUUCCGAUGAUACCGGAGAAGUUUUGGAAGCUUUGGAUUCAUCAAUGCGAUUGUUAUAUAACAACAACAGAGAUAAACAGAUGAAAAUGGCGAAAGUCCAAAUUGAAUUUUCAUUUUUAAUAUUGUUUAUUAUCAGUAUUAAAUUCAAUCAUGCGAAGCUACAAACCAAUGAAUCAAAUCUCAAUUUUAUCGAGUUUGAACAAAUGAAAAGUGAUCUGUUUUUGAAGAGUGAUUUUGAUAUUUUGAACUUGCCAGAUGGAUAUAGCCUGAACGAAUUGACUCAACUUUUGAAAUGUUUCAAAGAAUUAGCUGCUAUCCAAAAAGGAUUAAAGAACCAUGAAGAGUGGGCUAUGAAAAUUUUAGAUUCAUGGGGCAAAAUUCCGAGCGGUAUUUUAAGUGGAAAUUUCUACGAAUUUGGCGAUUUUUCGCAAUGUCUCAACAUCAAACGAAAUGGUACACUAUAUAAAACGCAGUACUGUAUGGGACAAUUGGCUUUGAAUAUGGACACUUCAACUUUAGUUCCAAGAUCGCACAUGAAUAAUAUUAACGUUCCAAACGUUUGGAAGACCGAAGAUCCAACGAUCACACCACGCAUGGCUAUCGCACCGCAAUCAAAUGGACUUGGGUUUAAAUUUGGGACUUGUAUGCCAGCUACUUGUUCUUUACAUCUAUUGGAACCGAUUAUCAAUGACAAAAUUUUGAAAAACGGUAGCAUAAUAUCCGUCAAAUUUCCAGAAAACACGUGCCAAUUCGAAGAAACGGCUUCAGAAUUCAGGACAAUUGACACAGUCACAAUUAUGUUAUUGGCAUUCGUUCUGUGUCUGGUAGUAGCGAGCACCUGUUAUGACGUGAUGUGUACUAUAACAAAUUGCACCAAAUCUCAAGCACUUUCGGCAUUUUCAUUCUUUACAAAUGGAUUGAAAUUGCUUUCCAAUAAAAAGACCAAGUCAUUGGACAUGAUGUAUUGUUUGCAUGGAAUUCGAGCCAUUUCUACACAAUGGGUUGUCCUUGGUCACACUUUUCUCAUGUACGGCAUGCUACCAAUCAGAAAUACCGCUUUAAUACCUGAGUUCAUGUCGCGAUACCAUAAUAUGAUCAUCCUUUCCGCACCGAUUGCCGUCGACACAUUUUUCGUUUUGAGUGGACUCUUGGUGUCAAUCAAUAUGCUGAAACAUCUCGAUAAAACUCAAGGAAGAAUAAAUAUUUCUCUCUUAUAUUUCCAUCGCUACCUGCGGCUCACGCCACUUCUGUUCAUUUCUGUGCUGUUUUCGAUGUCUUUGCUUCGAUUCUUUGGAAGUGGACCACUUUGGUCGCAAUUAAUGAAUAUAAAUACGAAUUGCGAGAAAUAUUGGUGGUCAACUUUAUUAUAUGUGCAAAAUUACGUUAAUCCAAAUGAUAUUUGCUUCGGUCAUUCUUGGUAUUUAUCCGUCGAUAUGCAACUUUUCCUAAUUUCACCGGUUAUUAUUUAUCUGAUGUACAAGCUUAGGAUGAUAUUAAUGCCGAUUUUAUUGGCACUUGUCCUGGUGUGCAUUGGAUUGACCAUUUUUGUUCACUUACAUUUUGAUUUAACGAACAUGCUUACGAAAAUGGACAAAGCAUAUUAUCCCACGCAUAUCAGAUUCUCGCCUUGGCUGAUCGGUGUAAUGGCAGGAUUUAUUUUCGUUGAAGCUAGGAAAAGACCAGUUCGAAUUCCACAAAUAUUCAACCUUUUUGCUUGGGUGUUGUCUUUAGCUUUGAUGGUGGCUGUAAUCUUUGUCAAUUAUCCACUGCAACAGAUCGGUUCGAAAUCUGUUCCAUUAGAUUACGCACUCUAUGAUAGUUUGAGUCGUGUUGCAUGGGCCAUCGCUUUAAUCUACGUGAUUUUUGCUUGCGUUCAUGGAUAUGGUGGCCCAGUCGAUUGGUUUCUUGGUCAUCCAUUAUGGCAACCGAUUUCCAGACUUUGCUAUUCAAUUUAUCUACUGCAUUUCCCAGUAAUUUUGAUCACAAUGGGCACUAUGAAAGCACCACCUUAUUUCACGGAAUUGACUGCGUUUCACGCUUUCAUUGGAAAUUAUGGUUUAACUGUGUUCGUGGCAAUAAUAGGUACACUUGCAUUUGAAUCGCCGAUUUUGAUUAUUGAAAAACUAAUGUUCAGUACAGGCAAAAAACCUGACAACAGUAACACUAAUAUUGAACCGAAUAGAUUGCAGAACAAUACUGCAGAAAGCAGAUCCAAUGUUGACACCUGAAGCUUGUAAUCUAAAUUUAUAUCGAAUUUUUGAAUAAAGAUUCAAAAUGAAAUGAACUA
Sitodiplosis mosellana (orange wheat blossom midge) is the source of this 5051-nucleotide messenger RNA. RefSeq lists its product as uncharacterized. The transcript has 25 exons. Gene Ontology annotation, molecular function: acyltransferase activity, transferring groups other than amino-acyl groups. The record is from RefSeq and is a predicted model, not a curated record. Lineage: Eukaryota; Metazoa; Arthropoda; Insecta; Diptera; Cecidomyiidae. The coding region runs from base 352 to 4992 and encodes 1546 amino acids.